This is a messenger RNA of Epithele typhae, 1092 nucleotides long. RefSeq names its product HET-domain-containing protein. Lineage: Eukaryota; Fungi; Basidiomycota; Agaricomycetes; Polyporales; Epitheliaceae. The transcript has a single exon. The coding region runs from base 1 to 1092 and encodes 363 amino acids. The record is from RefSeq and is a predicted model, not a curated record.
AUGUGGCUUCUGAGCACGAAGACGGCGCGGCUGAAGUACUUCCGUAGACCCGAAGACGUCCCAGGUGGCUACGUGAUCCUCUCGCACACAUGGCGGAGACCGGAGAAGGGCGAGGGCGACGAGGACACCUUUCAGCAGGUGCAGGAUCCGGCGCGGGUGAGUGCUCCCCGCCCCCGCGACGGCUUGUCCAGCAAGAUGCGCGCCUUCCUCGAGCAGGCGGAGGAGAGCGGGUUCAAGUGGGCGUGGGCGGACACCUGCUGCAUCGACAAGACGAGCAGCGCGGAGCUCUCGGAGACGAUCACGUCCAUGUUCCGCUACUACGCCCUCGCCUCCGUCUGCGUCGCCUACCUCGCCGACGUCGGCCCCGGAGACCCCCUCGCCGACUUUGAGCUCGAGCGCGCGUUCGCGGCGAGCCGGUGGCACAAACGCGGCUGGACGCUGCAGGAGCUCGUCGCGCCGCGGGUGGUCGUCUUCAUGGCAUGGGACUGGACGCCGCUGGGGACCAAGUACGAGCUCGCGCCGCUGCUGUGCCAGGCGACGGGCGUGCCGGACGCGGUGCUGCGGUUCAAGAAGGAUGUGUCGGACAUGAGCGUUGCGGAGCGGAUGUCGUGGGCGGCGGAGCGGGAGACGACCCGGGUGGAGGACGAGGCGUACUGUCUGUUUGGACUGUUCGGGAUCAGCAUGCCGCCGCUGUAUGGGGAGGGCCGCAACGCGUUCUAUCGGCUGCAGGAGGAGAUCAUGAAGACGUUGCCGGACGGUUCCCUCCUUGCGUGGGGCUCGAUCAACAGCGAGCGGGUGCUCGACGAAAGCUGGAAGGUCGACAACUCGCCGUCCACGAAUACCUCCGGAUAUUUGCUGGCAUCAUCUCCUCGGGUCUUCUUACCAGUGAGAGGAGCUACGCUUGGUCGUGGAGUGGUGAUUAGCUCUCCAAAUGCAUCGGCGAGUAACAUGUCUUCUCUUGACGAUUUUGUACUGAUCGAAGUGUCUCUGCAUCUAGAGCUCCACUGUAUUCAUGUUAGACGCGCCUCGCUUCGACGGAAUUACCCCAGCAGGCGUUCAAGUUCGGAUACGCAUGCUCGCUCUCGAAAAUGA